GCCCAUGAAAUACUCCGCUGCUCGUGAAUAUGUGAACUGAGAGAUCCAGUGUUUGACGAAGCCUUUGUGGAGUCAACGCUGUGAGUUCAAAUAAAUGUUGGUGGCCACAGCAGAAAGGGAAGGAAGAGGUGUUGAGUUCCUGAAAGCAAGAGGAAAAAAAUCUCCUGAGGUGAAGGGAGCUGCUGUACUGGGCCAUCGACAAAGCCAUUUAAUGCCGGGAUUGUUGGAAACUGUGUGAGUGAGAAAGAGAGAGGAGAAGAGGGAGUGAUGAUGGAGACAAGAGUUCGGCCAUGGGGACAGCGAGCAGAUGGAGCUGCAAGAGGCUGACAGGGCACAACAGCUGAGAGCCGAGAGAGUGUCCACUGUGCUGUUGGAACCUCCUUGAUCCUUGUGGAGGUAGAGACCCCCACAUCCCCUCAGCUUGACCAACACAGAGUGACAGAGAGAGAACCCAGCAAGCAAAAGGAUGGCCCACUCUGGAGCAAGCCCAUCUGCUUUCAGGGAGGAUGCUGACACCGCGCUGUACUGGGAAGCCGCGGGCAACCUGUCGGACGGCGUGUGGCUGGUGAACGGUAGCCAGGGGCUGGAGGAUGUGGGCCAGCCCGGGGCCUGGGAGUUGCUCAUGGCCUCGGUGUACUGCGUGCUGUGUGUGCUGGGCCUGGCCGCCAACUCGCUGGUGAUCUGUCGGCUCGGCCAGGCGGCCGGGGCCAGCACAGUGGCCGGGGUGUACGUGCUGAACCUGGCGGUGGCCGACGGCCUCUUCAUGCUGGGGCUGCCCUUCCUGGCGGCGCAGCUGGCGGCGCGGCGCUGGCCUUUCGGAGCGGCCCUCUGCCGCCUGGUCAUGCUGCUGGACGCCCUCAACCAGUUCGCCGGCGUCUUCUGCCUGACGGCGCUGAGCGUGGACCGCUACCUGGCGGUGGCCCGGCCGCUCGGCUACCGCCGCUGGAGGAGCCCGAGGCUGGCGCGGGGCCUAGGCGCAGGCCUCUGGGCCUUGGCCUUGGUGCCGGCGCUGCCCGUGGCCCUGUACUCCGGGGUAGUGGGCAGCCCCGGGCUCUGCGUGCUGGCGUGGCCGGAGCCUGUGUCCGCCUGGAGCGCCGCCUUCAUCCUGUACAGCUUCGUGCUGGGCUUCCUGCUGCCCUUCACCGCCAUCUCGGUGUGCUGCGGCCUGCUGCUGCUCAGGCUCCGGGCCCAGGCCCAGGCCCAGGCCCAGGCCGCGGCCGCCUCCCCCGAGAGCAGGCUCACCACCCUGGUGCUGGCGAUGGUGCUGGCCUUCGCUCUCUGCUGGCUGCCCUUCUACACCAUUAACCUGUGCCUGGUGUGGCAGGCCCGGCCCCCCAGCCCGCCCGUGCUCCGCCUCUUCCAGCUGCUGGUCGCCCUCUCCUACUCCAACAGCUGCGCCAACCCGCUGCUCUACAUCGGCCUCUCCGGCCGCUGGCCCCGCCGCAGCACCGGCCCCGGGACACACACCGGCACCGAGAGCCUGGCCAGCGGCUCCGCGGGAGGCCUCGGAGAGUGACCAUGGAGGGCGGCCUUUCUCAUCCGCCCCUCCACAAAACACACAGCCCAAUCCCACUCCCCCCUCCCCAAAA
This is a messenger RNA of Chiloscyllium plagiosum (whitespotted bambooshark), 1589 nucleotides long. Its product is annotated as somatostatin receptor type 5-like. Lineage: Eukaryota; Metazoa; Chordata; Chondrichthyes; Orectolobiformes; Hemiscylliidae. Gene Ontology annotation, cellular component: plasma membrane; neuron projection. The record is from RefSeq and is a predicted model, not a curated record. Gene Ontology annotation, molecular function: somatostatin receptor activity; neuropeptide binding. Gene Ontology annotation, biological process: neuropeptide signaling pathway; regulation of insulin secretion; cellular response to glucocorticoid stimulus.